UUGACCAUGCAGCAUCUUCCAGUCACACAGUAGUUACACUGCAGCUAAAGCACACUUGUAACAUUUUUCUAUACAUACAUACAUCAUAUUUUCCUGUAACAGCUCGCGUUUUGUGGGUGUGUGUCAGCAGUGAUGGCUCAGGAGGUUUGCGGCUUGAAGGCUCAGCUGAAAGAGAAAGAGAAUGAAAUUGCUACUCUGAAAAAGAAACUGGCUCAGCUGGAAAAGAGCCACACUUCAGCACUGGAGCUGCAUGAGAGAGUGACACCCCUAACUCCCCUGGAAGCCAAAGCAGCACUCUGUAAUGAAGACAUCAUGCGGUACAGCAGACAGCUCCUUCUGCCUGAGCUGGGUGUGAAAGGUCAGCUGAACUUAUCAAAGACCUCAGUGCUGGUUGUGGGCUGUGGAGGACUGGGCUGUCCCUUGGCACAGUAUCUUGCAGCAGCAGGCAUUGGGCGUCUGGGCCUGCUGGACUAUGACGAAGUGGAGCUCAGUAAUCUACACAGACAGGUGCUGCAUGGUGAAGAGAACCAGGGUCAAGCCAAAGCUCUGUCUGCUGCCAAUGCUGUCAGAAGGUUGAACUCAACAGUAGAGUGUGUUCCCUACCACCUGCAGCUCUCGCCGGAGAACGCCUUGCAACUCAUUCAGCAAUAUGACAUUGUGGCGGAUUGUUCAGAUAACGUCCCCACUCGCUAUCUUGUGAAUGACGCGUGUGUGCUCAGCGGCAAGCCUCUUGUUUCAGCAAGCGCCCUGAGAAUGGAUGGACAGUUGACAGUAUAUAACUACUGUGGAGGCCCUUGCUACAGAUGUCUGUACCCAGUACCCCCACCUCCAGAGACAGUGACCAACUGUUCAGACGGAGGGGUGUUAGGAGUGGUUCCAGGGAUAAUGGGCUGCUUCCAAGCAUUGGAAGUCCUCAAGAUUGCCUCCGGACAACGCUCUUCCUGCAGUCAACAGCUGGUGAUGUUUGAUGCUCAAGAUGCCAGAUUCAGGUCCAUCAAGUUACGCCCCAAGCAAGCCAGCUGUGCAGUGUGUGGAGAGAACCCCAGUGUAACCCAGCUGGUGGACUACGAGACCUUCUGUGGGACUGCUGCAACAGAUAAGUGCCGCAGACUGAACCUCCUCCCCAGAGAUCAGAGGAUCACAGUGCAGGAUUACAAAUCUAUAAUGGACAAAGCAGAGCCCCAUCUUUUGUUGGAUGUGCGCCCUCUUGUGGAAGUGGAUAUAUGCCACUUGCCCAUCUCACUCAACAUCCCACUCUCAAGUCUAGAAGAGAGGAAGAGUGAACAUAUCCGAUUACUCCAGGAGAGCAUCAGCCAAUUGAAACAGCAGAUGGCAGGUGACCGCCAUCCUCCAGUUUAUGUGAUUUGUAAGAUGGGUAACGACUCUCAGACGGCGGUGCAGGUUCUGGAGAAGAUGAUUGGAUCAGAGGUGGACAGCAUCAGCGUGAAAGACAUCUGCGGGGGUCUAAUGGCUUGGGCGCAGAAGAUAGACCCCACAUUUCCACAGUAUUAACUUUGACAUGUGUUCUGUUAAUAAACUUCUAU
Molecule: messenger RNA, 1544 nt
Organism: Scomber japonicus (chub mackerel)
Lineage: Eukaryota; Metazoa; Chordata; Actinopteri; Scombriformes; Scombridae
Gene: mocs3
Product: molybdenum cofactor synthesis 3
Exons: 13
Coding region: 133-1512 (459 amino acids)
Biological process (GO): tRNA wobble position uridine thiolation; protein urmylation
Cellular component (GO): cytosol; cytoplasm
Molecular function (GO): thiosulfate-cyanide sulfurtransferase activity; adenylyltransferase activity; URM1 activating enzyme activity
Source: RefSeq, a predicted model, not a curated record